CCCAGUUAACUCUGAGUUAGACGAGCCACGGUAGGCACCGUGCGCUGGCUCACUGGACACCGUUUACCCCAGCAGACUCCACCUGCACCCUUCCCGGGCUCGGCUCAGGGCAGCUCGGCGGAUGAGAGCCGGGUUGCCACUGAAGAAAGUCGCGACUGCAGCGGGCCGAACAACUUGCGCCGCUCUCCCGGUACCGGGAUGUCCGCUUCUGGUGGAUCUUCGCCGCUUGGCAGUCACAUGAGCUGAAAUGGAGAAUGAUCCUUAACAUGAAUUUCGCGCAAACCGAUGGAGGUUUAGGUGGCAACCGGUCGGCUCUAACCCCCCUUUUGGACGAUGGCAACUUGACAGCCAACAUUUCAAACGGGACCUUCCAAAAUUGCAGUCUUCCGCCCCUUAACGUGACCAGGGGAGCGGUCCUGGGGAUGGUGCUCGGGCUCUUCAUGUUGUUCGCCUUGGUCGGUAACAUUUUAGUCAUCCUCUCCGUAGCUUUCAACCGGCACUUGCAAACAACCACAAACUACUUUAUCAUAAACCUGGCCAUCGCAGACUUACUCUUAAGUACAACAGUGCUGCCCUUUUCCGCCACGUUGGAGAUCGUAGGGCACUGGAUUUUUGGGAGGAUUUUUUGCGAUAUUUGGGCGGCAGUUGAUGUGCUCUGUUGCACUGCCUCCAUUAUGAGUCUGUGUGCCAUCUCUAUAGACCGUUACAUAGGCGUCCGCUACUCCCUGCGCUACCCUUCCAUUGUAACCGAGAAGAAGGCAGUGUUGGUUAUAGUAGGGGUGUGGGUUUUAUCCAUUGUUAUCUCCAUCGGCCCUCUCCUGGGUUGGAAACAGCCCGCUCCGCCCGAUGAGAAGGACUGCCAAAUCACACUAGAACCUGGUUACGCUCUCUUCUCCUCUCUGGGGUCCUUUUACAUACCUUUAACCGUCAUCCUGGUGAUGUACGUUAGGGUCUACAUUGUGGCCAAAAGGACUACCAAGAACCUGGAGGCUGGUGUGAUGAAGGAGACAUCGGACUCCAGAGAGCUGACCCUCCGCAUCCAUUGCAGGAACAUUCAGGACGAAGCCCUUGUCUCCAAGUCCAAAGGGCACCAUCUAAGAAGUUCGCUGUCGGUGCGCCUUCUGAAGUUCUCCAGGGAGAAGAAGGCAGCAAAGACCCUUGGCAUCGUAAUGGGCAUGUUUAUCCUUUGCUGGCUGCCGUUCUUCAUAGCCCUUCCCCUGGGCUCAUUCUUUCCCUCUUUGAAACCAACGGAAACUGUCUUUAAAGUAGUAUUUUGGCUAGGGUACUCAAACAGUUGUGUAAACCCCAUAAUCUACUCUUGCUCCAGUAAAGAAUUCAAAAGAGCUUUUAUCCGAAUCCUGAAGUGUCAGUGUCACCGCAGAAAGCGGCCUGUUUGGCGGGUUUACAAUUACAACUGGAAAAUGAAUUCUCUCGACCAGCAGCGAAAAGACUCAAUGGAUGGUGGCUCCUUUAUUUUCAGUGACAGUGACAGAAGGUUGUCGUUGUGCCAGGGUCACCCUCUCAGUGACAAGAACAAACAGCAGAGCAUAGAAAUGUGCAGCCUUCGAGGCUGGAGGCUGUUCCCAUCUCUUCGCCGCUCUUCCUUGCAGUCCAAUGGACCAAAAGAAAAGUGUGAGUUUCCUGGAAAGACCAUCAAUGGGGAGUAUGGAAUCUGUACGAAUUCAACCAUACCUACAAAGGAAACCAUAACUUUCAAGUGUUUUGCACCAAAUUCUGAGGAAUUUAAAAAGAGUGUUCAUAUUAAAAAGACUCAACAUGUCCCAGAAACAAAUAUUUAAACAAGGACCAAGACUUUCAUUGCAAUGACUUGUGAAAUGCUAUUUUGGUGUAAUGCUAUAAUGUUUACAAAAAUAUAAAUGCACAUAGUAUUAUAAUUGCUAUAUAAAUGUUUUACUCUCAUUUCUGUAUGUGUAAUAAUUUAUUGAUUCAGAUGUAUAUUAAGUUACUAUGAAAAUGUCAUAUCCUCAGGAAGAUGUCUGCUACCUAGAAUGCACAAUUCACACUUCACUAAAAAAAAAUUAUUUGCA
This is a messenger RNA of Pristis pectinata (smalltooth sawfish), 2048 nucleotides long. RefSeq names its product alpha-1B adrenergic receptor-like. Gene Ontology annotation, cellular component: membrane. Gene Ontology annotation, molecular function: alpha1-adrenergic receptor activity. The record is from RefSeq and is a predicted model, not a curated record. NCBI's taxonomy places the organism in Eukaryota, Metazoa, Chordata, Chondrichthyes, Rhinopristiformes, Pristidae. Gene Ontology annotation, biological process: phospholipase C-activating G protein-coupled receptor signaling pathway; adenylate cyclase-activating adrenergic receptor signaling pathway; cell-cell signaling. The transcript is spliced from 2 exons. Bases 255 to 1799 code for a protein of 514 amino acids.